Molecule: messenger RNA, 1197 nt
Organism: Synchiropus splendidus (mandarinfish)
Lineage: Eukaryota; Metazoa; Chordata; Actinopteri; Syngnathiformes; Callionymidae
Gene: c1qtnf6b
Product: C1q and TNF related 6b
Exons: 3
Coding region: 11-805 (264 amino acids)
Molecular function (GO): protein binding
Source: RefSeq, a predicted model, not a curated record
CACCAGCACGAUGUUCCUGCUCCUCUGCUGCUGUGGAACUUCCAUCAGGAUGUUGAUGUGCUUUCUGCUGCUCCUGCCUCUGGUCUCCGCCGUCCCCUCCCCCCCCAGACCACCCUCAAAGUUCUGCCGGCGAUGCUGUGACCACUCCGGACCAACUGGGCCUCCCAGCCAGUUCCAGAUGCCAGAAGUACGCACCAUCAUCAACAUGACCAUCCUCAAAGGUGAUAAAGGGGACAGAGGGAUUCGAGGCACUCCAGGGAAACCAGGUCUUGAGGGACCUGCUGGACAGAGAGGGCCCUUCGGCCCAAAGGGAUCUAAAGGCCAGGCCGGGGCACCUGGGGAUGCCUGCAAGAACCCCCAGUCCUCCUUCUCUGUUGGCCGGCGCAAGUCGCUCCACAGCGUGGAUUACUACCAAGCGCUGGUGUUCGACACGGUGUUUGUCAACCUGUACGAGCACUUCAACAUGUUCAAGGGGAAGUUCUACUGCUACAUCCCCGGGAUCUACUUCUUUAACGUCAACAUCCACACCUGGAACUUCAAGGAGACCUACUUGCACUUGAUGCACAACGACAAGGAGCAGGUGAUCCUGUACGCGCAGCCCAGCGAGCGAUCCAUCAUGCAGAGUCAGAGCGCCAUGUUCAACCUGGCUCUCAACGACGAGGUGUGGGUUCGGCUCUACAAGCGCGAGCGGGAGAACGCCGUCUACAGCGACGACGUGGACGUUUACAUCACCUUUAACGGAUACCUGGUGGCGCCGGCUUCUCAGUGUAACUCGGUCGGACAAAGUGACGAACCCUGUGUCUGACCCACAGAGGCUGUUGAACAGAACUGAACCGAGACUCUCCGUGUAACCACUUUCCAGGCGACGGCAUGCGAGAAUUUUCCACAUCCACUGUGCUAAUUUUGGUGCUAGCAUUUUCACGGGCAACAGAUCUCGAUGGUUUCCUGGAAUAAGUCAAGAUGUCUUAUGAUCUUGCCAGUCUUUUUUUCGUCAUCUAAAAAUAUGUAAAUAUUCCAACACUGGCAAAUACAACGGAAAAAAAAAAAAAAAACUUUUUGGGGCAUAUUUCUUGUAGUAGAUAUUUUGGUACGUUGCCUACCUGUCCUCACACAGCCGGUGUUCAUACAUGUGGCGUGUUGUGUCUCUUGAAAUAUGGAAUUCCAUUUUUCAUUUUAACUAGACUGUGAAAUAAAUUG